AGGGUCAUCUCGCCCUCGAUUCUGAGAAUGAGACUAUAGAUGAAACAGUCCGCUCAUUCCAAUUGACUUAGAUCUUACCUUGUCUUUCUGUUAUACCCAAUUGCCUUGCUAUAGUGUCCGUGCGCUAGCCUCGUCUUCAACCUUGUUCACUACCAAAAAUCACUAAGAACGUGGUCGAUAUACUAUACCAUCAUGUCUGACGGAUUGAACCAGGCACGUGCCUUGCGACUAGCCGAGAUCCUCAACGACUACCGCACACUUCUCCUCCACAUCUCGCAGCAGAACGUCCAAGUCCCAGCCGAAGACUACUGGGAGGAAGGCUACGUCGUGAUCCGGGACUCCCUGGGCGGAGCCCAGGCAUUGCUCAACUCCAACUAUAGCCCUGCGAUCCCGCCAGCCUGCUCGAGCAGCGACGAAACCGAAAAGCUUGAACUACAGCGGGUCAUCCUCGAUGCCAGCGCAAGACGUUUCCAGGCUCAUCGCUUCUACCUCCGCGCCGCUGCCGCCAGACGCUGGGCUAUUAACCGGGAUAAUCUACUUCGCGGAGGGCGUCCGGCUCCGGUGCACGCACCGCAACUCAAAGCGGUUAGCAAUACACUGGCCGAAGAACUGGCGCAAGUGACAGACCAGCAUGUUGUUGCAGACCUGCGCGCUGCUGAUUCGCGUGCAGGCCACUGGCUUGAUGAUGAUCCGUCUCUGUCUGACAUUCUCGGAUGGAUUCAGGCUCAUUCGUGAUUGUCAUCCGUUUUUUUGAAUGGCUGUGUUAUAUGGGAGAGACGGAACUAUCCUCUUCCUUCUCUCUUCCUUUUCUCUCCCCUCGGGGUGACUUUGAUACGAUUAAUUUGGACGGCAGAGGUGCCUUCCACGCCAGCGCAGGCGCUGAGCUACUUCCUUUCUUCUCCUCUUUUUGUUUCGGUUUAUACAGCAUGACAGGGGGUUCCAAAAGUAGUCUUCCUUAUGUUGAUGUCCUGCACUAUUUUGAUGCUGUGAUGGUUGAUGUUGAUGUUGAUGGUUAUGAGAUAUCCCAAGAGUGAUUGACUGAUUGUUACGAGAGAUGUUUGAGAUUGUUUCUUUAUUUUUUUACUUCCGUUGAUGUUUUUCUAUCUCUUUUGUGUUGUAUCGAUGUUUAUUUGCAUCUACUUGCAUUGUUUGUUGAUCUCGGGUUUUGUACACAACAGUCUGUCCCAGUCAGAC
This is a messenger RNA of Aspergillus candidus, 1194 nucleotides long. RefSeq lists its product as uncharacterized. Bases 193 to 735 code for a protein of 180 amino acids. The transcript is spliced from 4 exons. NCBI's taxonomy places the organism in Eukaryota, Fungi, Ascomycota, Eurotiomycetes, Eurotiales, Aspergillaceae. The record is from RefSeq and is a predicted model, not a curated record.